ACCACCAACAACAACAACAACAAGGACAGUAACAACCAAACUCGUUUCAUGAUUGGUCAAUUUGAGAAUAAAUAAAAAAAUUUACGAACCAUUGAUUAGAACCAAUACCAAUUGGGGUGUUUUGUUUUGUUCUUCUUUCUAAAGAAGAUCUACUAUGAAUUAGUAGUAUCACUUGUUUUAUAUUCAAUAGUCAAUAGUUCAUAUUUAUUUAUUUUUUUUUAAAAUUUUCAUUUAUUCAUUUAACUAAACCGAUAUACAUAGCAACAAUCAAAUCAUAGUAAACAUUAAUAUUGACUUGGUUAUAUACUACUGAAAUACAAAAUUGGUGAUCAUUUUGAAAUCAUCUCAAAUACAAACAUAUUUUGAAGUAAUUCACUUAUAAAUUGGAUGAUCAAAUAUGCCAUCGCCUACAACACAAACAACCAAUAUCAAUAAUGGUUCAAAUUGUGAUGAUCUAUUGAAUAAUGGUAAUCAUAUUGAAUUAUUGAAAAAACAUUUGCCUCAUGUGGAUUUUGAAACUGGUUUAAAACAUCGCACAGUUCAAAGAGAUCCAAUCACCGGUCUUGGAACAUUACCAAAAGAACAUGUUGAACUUGGACGUACAAGAAAUGCUUCAACUGGUAGACCGGCUUUCAAUACAACCUUAAUAGCAUGGGAUGUUGAUAAUGCCACAGUAUGUAAGAAUAAUGGACAUACAAUUAAGAAAAGUAAACAGCCAACACGUAAUCCAAUUGCAUUAACUGGUGAUCUUGGUGAUGAAGUCGAUGGAUUACGUACAACUAAUGGUUCACGAAGUGGAACUCCUAGAGAACCACAACGUGAUCCUAUUUCUGGAAGAGGAAAUUUCGGUGAUCGUGAAUGGGAUCCAAUUGGUAGAUAUAAUGGAAAAACUAGACGAGCAAAAAGUUCUACUGGUAUUAGAACUAAUCCAUUAACUGGUGAAAAUAUGAAAACUUUUACUGUUAUGACAGAGGAAAGAUGUACGAAUAGAGAAAAUGGUGUAUGCAAACGAAAUGUUUCCACAAAGAAUAUUUUCACGGGAGAAAAUUGUGAAAAUUAUACAGUUUCACCUGAAUUAAAAUCUCCAAUUAAACGUGUACAACGAGAACCUUCACGUAAUGCUAUAACUGGUGAAAAUUGUACAACAUAUGAUUAUAAUUCUGAAGUGAAAAUAUCAAAAAAGCGUACACCAAUUAAAAGUUCAAAUCCAUUAAAUGGUGAAAAUGUUAACGCUUUCAUGGUAUCACAAGAAGAGAGACCACGUACAGCUAAACCUUAUGUAUACAGGAAUACAGUAACUGGUGAAAAUCUUCAAAGUUAUAAAAUAACCCCAAUUGAAAGAAAUGUUACACCUAGAGUGGUUAAAGAUCGACAAAAUCCUUUAAGUGGAGAGAAUGUUGAAAGUUAUACUUAUCGUUUAGGGGAAUCUAAAAGAACAGUCAAGAAAAGAGAUCUUAGUUCACCAUUAACUGGAGAUGGUUCACGUGGUCGUUCUUAUAUUGUAUCCAUUGAAGAGAAACAUUUAUCACAACCAAAUUUAAAUAUAAAUGAAAAUGAUUCAACGAAUCGUAUAGUAUCCUCAAAAACUUUACGUAAUAUAUUAACAGGUGAAAAUUGUAUUACUUAUAAUGUAUGUCAAGAGAUGAGAAGUGAAAAGAUUGACAAUACAACGGCUAUCAUGAAUGAGAAUUCAUAUAAACAUGGACUUCAAUUGAUCAAUCUCUUGUUGGCAUAUAUGCAUCCUUUGAGGACUGACUCAAUAUUGCAGGGUAAUCCAGUCUGAAGCACGUUUCGUCCUAUUUGGGAUUCGUCAUCUGGAUGUACCUGCGUCUCAGAGUUGAUGUUCACGCUGGGACUGGAAUGCAGUACCUUUCACUUCAAACGUCAUCGCGUUAUCCAUUCAUCUGCUGAAUCCUGAUAUCCACCUGCUUGUGCAACGGGCUUCCUAUAAUAUUAUAACUGGUAGUUAAAAUGAAUGAACAAAGAAAGAAAUGGAAACCUUCGACAACACUAUGGUUAUAGUUCAAUGAAUGUCUAGUUAGCUGAAUAUAAAGAAAAAUAGACCAUAGACUGUAUUCAAUACAAUCAAAUUCCUUUUUUUCUAUCUCAAUUACAUAUACUACUAUUAUGACUACUCAUAAACUACUCAUAAACUAAGCAAUGUAUGCUAAUGCAUUUUGUUUGGAACUAAAUCUAUACUUUAAUGCUUAGUUAGCUAAUACAGUUUUUUUUUAAUGCUUAUCAUAUUAUAAACAUUGAAUCAGUCGAUUAUAUUACAUUUAAGUAAUAUAUAUUCAUCCGUUGUAUUAUGUCAUCACUAUUGCCUUCUGCUUUAUCAUCUACAUCCUCAUCAUCACCAUCGUCAUGGUCAUUAUCUUCAUCAAAUCAUUCAUCUAUGGUCGUUGACCACAUCUCCUUCAUUCAAUGGUGCAUCAUGAUCAGCAUUUUGUAUUCCAGCCUCUCAAUCCUCCUUUCCCACUCUCGCUCCCCUUUCCUUUUUAAUGUAUCUUCUUUAUUUUAUACUUUAUCUAAUCUACUUGAUUGAACAAUCUUCCAUUAUGUCUCUAUUACUCUAUUGUAUUACUCUAUACAAGUUGAUUAUAUAUAUAUAGUUUGCUUUCAAUGCUUUUAUACCUGAAUAUAUUGACUGAUCAUAUGUGAUUAUAUCAUCCUAUGUGCUUUAAUGAAUAAUGAAAGAAGAAGUUGAAGAUUAUGUAAUCUGACAUUUUAUGACAUAAUAGUGAAUGUUAUGUAAUGGA
Molecule: messenger RNA, 2759 nt
Organism: Schistosoma rodhaini
Lineage: Eukaryota; Metazoa; Platyhelminthes; Trematoda; Strigeidida; Schistosomatidae
Source: the annotation of a GenBank genome assembly